Molecule: messenger RNA, 1713 nt
Organism: Cucurbita maxima (winter squash)
Lineage: Eukaryota; Viridiplantae; Streptophyta; Magnoliopsida; Cucurbitales; Cucurbitaceae
Product: probable xyloglucan galactosyltransferase GT17
Exons: 1
Coding region: 111-1556 (481 amino acids)
Molecular function (GO): glycosyltransferase activity
Source: RefSeq, a predicted model, not a curated record
UUUAUGCGUGCAUAAAUUUUCCUUUUCCUUUUCCUUUUCUUUUUGCAUGAAAUCUCUUGCUUCCUCUUCCUCCUCUGUUUCAGACCAAAUUGUGGGUGUUCUUCAUCAUCAUGUUUCCAGAAUUUUUCUCCAUGUUUCUCAGGAAACAAACAGCUCCAAUUCCUUGUUCUUUUGACAGAGACAGAAGCUCCAAAAAUAAAAAGCCCCUUCUCAACCCUUAUCUCACUUACAAUUCUUUUCUUGUUCUUUCCCUUCUUCUUUGGUUUCUCCUGCUCUACAUUUGUUUCCCGACCACGAUACACACGAAACCCAAUGAUUUUCAUCGACAAACUCGAAAUUCCCCCAAUCGGACACCACAUUUGCGCCCCACUUGCUCCGGCGGCCCAUAUGUCUACGUCUACGACUUGCCGGCCGAGUUCAACACGGCCCUUCUCCAAGACUGCCACCGUCUCAGCGUCUAUACCGACAUGUGUCCCCAUGUCGAAAAUCGCGGCCUUGGCCGCCGACUUUCCUCCUCUGACAAUAGUUGGUUCGCCACCCAUCAGUUCAUAGCGGAGAUGAUCUUCCACGCGCGUAUGGAGAAUCACCCGUGUCGCACACGCGAUCCCCAUGUUGCUAAAUUGUUCUACGUCCCAUUCUAUGGUGGGCUCCACGCCUCUAGCAAGUUUCGCGAACCGAAUAUCACGGAGCGGGAUGCGCUUGCCGUUAGAUUAGUUGACUAUGUUCAAGCGCAGCCCACGUGGUGGAAGAAUAACGGACGGGAUCAUUUCCUUGCACUCGGUAGAACAGCUUGGGAUUUCAUGAGGAGUAAUGCAAAUGGGCCGGAUUUCGGGGCGAAUUGUUUGUUGAAUCUUAACGCUGUUCAAAACAUGUCGGUGCUGACCGUGGAGCGAAAUCCAUGGGCCGGGUCGAACCAAUUCGGUAUCCCUUACGCUUCUUAUUUCCACCCGUACACGUCGGCAGAGAUGGUGACGUGGCAGAAUAAAAUGACGCAAUCGAACCGACCCCAUCUCUUUACAUUCAUCGGGGCCCCACGUAAGGGGUUAGAGAAAGCCGCCAUACGGGACGACAUCAUUAGACAAUGCGACAUGUCGUCCAAAUGUAGACUCAUUAAUUGCCGGGGGGAGCAGGCCGACCUGUGUUACGACCCAGCCCAGGUCUUGAAAAUAAUGAGCCAAUCGGAAUUCUGCCUGCAGGCACCGGGGGACUCGUUCACUCGGCGGUCGACGUUCGAUUCUAUAUUGGCGGGCUGCAUUCCGGUGUUCUUCUCGCCGCACACUGCGUACACGCAGUAUUUAUGGUAUCUGCCGGCGACGGCGACGGAUUAUUCUGUGCAUAUUGAUGAAAAAGGGGAUGGGAGGAUGAGAAUUGAAGAAGAGCUUUUGAAGAUACCCAGAGAAAAAGUGAAGAAAAUGAGGGAAAGGGUCGUGAAAUUGAUCCCGAAUGUGACGUAUAAGCAUCCAAAUGCCACUGAUUUUGAGCUCAUGGAUGCUGUUGAUGUUGCGCUUGCCGCACUGUCCAAGCGCAUGGCGCGCGGCGCCGACAUGUCUUUAUAGAAUAUGAAUAUGGUCUUGUUUUUACACUUAAUUUGGAAUUUCCAUAAAACCAAUUCAAAGAGCCAUUAUGAAUGAAAAGUUGGAAUUUGCAGUUCAAAAAUAAAGAACACUGUGAAUUGUGUAUGUACAAAAAUAAAUAACACGUGAUUCAUAAUAA